AUGGCAGAUGAUUUGGACAACAUGUGGAAGUAUCAAUCCUUUACGGAGGAAGAACUAGACAGAGUCCAACCGGAUGUGAGUAUAUUGGACGAGACGACUGCUAAUAAAGAGAAAUGGAUGGUGGGGAAGUUGUUGACAUUUAGAUCUUUCAAUAAGGAUGCUAUGAUCAGCACAUUGAAAGUGCGUCCUAGAGGGUUCCCCUUGGAUGACAAAAACCUAAUUUUAAUGGAUGAGUAUAAAGCGAGCCUGCGUCCAAGCGAGUACCAGUUUCAUAGGGCUAUGUUUUGGGUCAGAGUCUAUGGGUUACCUCUUGGAAUGAGAUCUAAAGAAAUGGCGAUGUGCAUUGUGGAGAAGAUUGGAGAGCUUUUCGAAGUGGACGCAGGGAAUGCAUUAGACAGAAUAAGGCAAAGAUGCAAAAUAAGGGAUGUGUUUGGAGUGGACGCGACAGGUAAAAGCGGAGGUUUUGGAAUGAUGUGGAAGGAUGGAGUUCAACUUAACCUCCAAUCUUUUUCUAAGAAUCAUAUUGACAUAGAGCUCUUGGGACAGCCAGGUCAAAACUGGAGGAUUACGGGUUUCUCUAGGGAGCCCAAAACAACAGAAAGAUAUAGGACAUGGAGAUUGUUGGAAAGACUGGGAGACCAAUCGGACGAACCUUGGCUCUGUCUCGGUGACUUCAAUGAGAUUUUAUUUGAUACUGAGAAGUGGGGUGGAAAUCCCAAAGCGGCUAGACCGAUAGAAAACUUUAGGCUAGCCAUGGAAAGAACGGGUUUGGAAGAUUUGGGGUGUAGAGGCUUGUGGUUUACAUGGGAAAAAGGCAAGGGCACCAAUGCAGUGAUCAGAAAGCGACUGCAUAGAGGACUGGGAAAUAAAGACUGGAUGGAGAUCGUUCCUCUCUGUACGGUGACCAAUCUGGUAACAUCAACAUCUGACCAUAAUCCUAUACUUGUUAAAACUGAUGGUUGUAGGGUGCAAAGGAAAAAUAGAGGAAGAAGUGCAAGGUCUUUCUUUGAAGUGGCCUGGGUCAAAGAUGAGGAGACUAGGAAAGUGAUAAAACAAGGGUGGGAAGAAAAGCCACACUACGGGAUUCAUGCAAAGAUAAGACAUACGGGUAUUGGAAUGAGAACAUGGGCCUCUACGAAAUUUGGAAGUCUACAAAAUAGAAUAAAGGUGCUAAGAGACGAGCUCAUUGAACUGAAAAGCAUGGACCCUAACGAUGGAAGCAUGCAAAGGGCGGAGCUGGUUAAACGUGAACUUAAUGAAAUGUUGGAAAGGGAGGAAGCUUAUUGGUCACGGAGAGAGCAAGAGUCAACUGGCUACAAGGAGACAAGAAUACAGCCUACUUUCAUGACUAAGCAUCAUCUAGGAGAAGGAAGAAUUUUAUCAGUGGGCUAG
This is a messenger RNA of Durio zibethinus, 1392 nucleotides long. NCBI's taxonomy places the organism in Eukaryota, Viridiplantae, Streptophyta, Magnoliopsida, Malvales, Malvaceae. The record is from RefSeq and is a predicted model, not a curated record.